UAAAGACUUUAGUCUAGCCAAGUUCAGGGGGUUCCAGUGCGAUUUUGCCAUUUGCAAGGAGCGCAAGGAUUGGGAGUAAUGUCAGCGUCGGGUGUUGUGUGUUCCGUUCCUGUGGUGCUCGGAGUAGUUUCAAAUGCCGUCAAAGUGGUUACGAGAGCUGGACGCAUAAUCAAGGACAUCCUGAACACAGGAAACCUUGGAAUUGUUGAGAAGGGAGUAAACGACUUACAAACUGAGGCCGAUCGUUCCGUCCAGCGUUGCAUUGUGUCUUCCCUAUCCAGGCAAUUUCCGAGGCUCACCAUCAUAGGAGAAGAAACGCUGGAGGACAGUGCAGUGGAUGAAGACUGGAUAAUUAGUGACCAUGACAAGGAUGUGCUUGCGGUAUCGCUUCCUGAACAUCUGAGAGACGUCAAGGAGGAAGAUAUUGUUGUUUGGGUGGACCCACUGGAUGGAACCAAUGAAUAUACUCAGGGUUUUCUGGACCAUGUGACAAUCCUGGUGGGGAUUGCAGUUGGGGGUAAGGCAAUUGGGGGUGUGAUUCACCAGCCUUACUACAACUACCAGAGCACAAAAUAUCAGGUGGAGAAGGAUGUACUGAAGCAGGGGCGUACCAUGUGGGGCAUAGUUGGAGUGGGUGCCUUUGGCAUAAAGGCUGCCGCUCCCCCUGAGAACAAGCGGAUUGUUACCAUCACCCGCUCUCAUGUUACCAGUAUGGUGACCCGAUGCCUCGGUGCCAUGCAGCCAGAUGAAGUGCUUCGUGUUGGCGGUGCUGGACACAAGGUGCUUCUGUUGAUAGAAGGGAAGGCUCACGCUUAUGUGUUUCCCAGCAACGGUUGCAAGAAGUGGGACACGUGUGCUCCCGAGGCAAUUCUGUGUGCCACUGGUGGCCUCCUUACAGAUAUCCAUGGCAAUAAAUAUGAAUAUCACAAGGACGCUGAACACCCUAAUUCCAGGGGACUGUUGGCUACAAGUAUUGCAAGUCAGCACUCCUGGUACCUAUCUCAUGUACCUCAGGAUAUUCGGGACCAUUUUAAGACAACUUCAGGAACAAUGUCUUUGAAAUGAUGAUAUCUGGUGCUAGAGGACAUAAUACUAGAUUCCUACCAUAGCGAACUGUUGUGGUAGCCUAGCAGAGUCAUACAUCUGUCCAGUGUGACAUGUGUCUUGCUUAUUACACCUGUACUGCUUCAUAUUGGUGGGAAGUUAUUGCACAGUAGCAUAGUUUGUUUGAAUGGAGUAUUUUCUUUCUUUUUUCGCAAACAAUAAGAAAGAGCUAUGCUAUGCUUUCUUAUCCUUCUUGCAUAACUUCCUUAUUUUCCUUUCCUUAUUGUAUAACUGUGUAGUACGACUAGUAUGAAAGUGGGAACAGUCAGUGGCAUCAGUGGCCACAGUGGGAAUCUGUGCUAAGACCGGGAGCUUAAUUUAGUUUAUUCGGUAAUUAUUGUACAAUAACAUGCACGUUGUCCAGAAGUUGUUCAGAGUAGCUGUGAAUGUGCUUUCAUUCCAUUGCCAGCUGCCAAUGAUUUGAACAAGAAAAUCACUAAGCACUCUUUCAGUAAAAGCUAUUGGAGCAAGCUCUUUUUCACAGCUCACUUCACAGUCACAAGGAACAAUAUCAAGUAACAGAUCUUUUUUACACACUCGCACUCAAGUUCACUUAUGUACAUACUUGUGGUCAAUACAGUGAUUGGUUUUGUA
Ornithodoros turicata is the source of this 1698-nucleotide messenger RNA. RefSeq names its product 3'(2'),5'-bisphosphate nucleotidase 1-like. Gene Ontology annotation, molecular function: 3'(2'),5'-bisphosphate nucleotidase activity. The record is from RefSeq and is a predicted model, not a curated record. NCBI's taxonomy places the organism in Eukaryota, Metazoa, Arthropoda, Arachnida, Ixodida, Argasidae. The transcript has 9 exons. Gene Ontology annotation, biological process: phosphatidylinositol phosphate biosynthetic process. Bases 79 to 1065 code for a protein of 328 amino acids.